Molecule: messenger RNA, 930 nt
Organism: Heterocephalus glaber (naked mole-rat)
Lineage: Eukaryota; Metazoa; Chordata; Mammalia; Rodentia; Bathyergidae
Source: RefSeq, a predicted model, not a curated record
AUGGAGAACAGCACAGAGGUGACCCAGUUCCUCCUGCUGGUACUGACGAAUGACCCACACCUGCAGGUUCCCCUCUUCAUCACCUUCCUCCUCAUCUACACCAUCACUGUGGCUGGGAACCUGGGGAUGAUCCUGCUGAUCCUCCUGGACCCUCGUCUGCGCACUCCCAUGUACUAUUUCCUGGGCAACCUGUCUCUGGUGGACUUUUGCUCUUCCUCAGUUGUCACUCCCACAGUCAUGACUGGGCUGCUUACAGGAAACAAGGUCAUUUCCUACAAUGCUUGUGCUGCUCAGAUGUUCCUGUUUGCAACCCUCAUUUGUUCAGAAAAUUAUCUCUUGGCCUCUAUGGCCUAUGACCGCUAUGCAGCAGUGUGCAAGCCCCUGCACUACACCACCACCAUGACCACAAAUGUGUGUGUGUGUCUCGUCAUAGGCUGCUAUGUCAUCUCAUUUGUGGAUGCCUCAGUCCACACUGGGGACACAUUCAGUCUCUCCUUUUGCAGCUCCAACUUGAUCCAUCACUUUUUCUGUGAUGUCCCACCAGUCAUGGCUUUCUCCUGCUCUAACAAACAGGCUAAUGAGCUGAUUCUUGUUUAUCUUGUGAGCUUUCAUAGCUUUUUUGCCUUCCUUGUUAUUUCAACAUCCUACUUCUUCAUUUUUGUCAUCAUCCUAAGAAUGCACUCAGCUGCAGGACAUCACAAGGCUCUGUCCACCUGUGCCUCCCACUUCACCGCCGUCUCCAUCUUCUAUGGGACAGUCAUCUUCAAGUACUUACGGCCCACAUCCAGUCACUCCAUGGACACUGAUAAAAUUUCCUCUGUGUUCUACACUAUAGUCAUCCCCAUGCUGAACCCUAUGGUCUACAGCCUGUGGAACAAGGAGGUCAAUAAUGCGUUCUUGAAAGUCAAAGAUAAAAUCAAGGCCAAAUAA